This is a messenger RNA of Talaromyces amestolkiae, 738 nucleotides long. RefSeq lists its product as uncharacterized. The transcript has a single exon. Bases 1 to 738 code for a protein of 245 amino acids. NCBI's taxonomy places the organism in Eukaryota, Fungi, Ascomycota, Eurotiomycetes, Eurotiales, Trichocomaceae. Gene Ontology annotation, molecular function: oxidoreductase activity. The record is from RefSeq and is a predicted model, not a curated record.
AUGUCACCUCUACAAAAUGAAACGGUUCUUGUCAUUGGAGGUUCUUCAGGGAUCGGCUUUGGUGUUGCAGAGAAGGCUCUUAUAGAAGGAGCACGCGUCCACAUCGCGUCCUCCAGUGCUUCUCGUGUACAGGAAAGCGUCGCAUCUUUGCAGCAAAAAUACCCGGGGGGUCAGGUCACCGGACACGUUAUUGAUCUCUCUUCAUCUGAAGUGGAACGACAUCUUGAGAACCUUCUCAGCGGUAUCGGUUCUACUCUUGAUCAUAUUGUAUACACCGCCGGUGACCCUCUUCCUACCUUAUCUAUCGAUCAGAUCGACCUGGAGGCGAUUCACCGUGCAGGGCAUAUUCGAUUUUUUGUCCCUCUCCUCCUCGGAAAGUUGGCUCCACGCUUCUUGAAGGCUGGGUAUCAAUCAUCGUUGACCCUCACUACCGGCGCUGGAUCUCAGAAACCCUUCCCGAACUGGUCAUUGAUAUCAGGUUAUUUGACCGGCCUCCACGGUCUCACCCGAAACCUUGCACUUGAUCUUAAGCCCCUCCGAGUGAAUCUUGUGAGUCUCGGGAUUGUGAAAACUCCAAUGUGGGGCUCCAACGGUGUUCCAGAGAACAUCCAAUCUAGCAUGCCGCUAGGGAAAGUGGGCACUCCUUUAGAAGUCGCUGAGGCCUAUGUCUAUUUGAUGAAGGAUACCAAUGCGACCGGCAGUGUCGUCAGCACAAAUUCUGGAUCAUUGCUGCUCUAA